GCCCAUCACACCAUCUCUCCAUCUUUUCGACUCCUUGGGACAUUGACCUCGGGAUUGUUCCAGCAAAAGACUCGUGAUAUCAAACAUCGCGGGGAAAAGGGAAUUGCUCAGAAAGGUUCAACGUCGACUUGCGGUCUGAUCGAUUGUCAACAUUUCCGGGCCUUGACACAUCAGCAAGACAUCUCAGUCCAAGCCCUUGGACCCCUCUACACAGUAGACAGGGAAAUAACACAGCGUGGUCGCGGAUUCCAAGCAAAAGCAAAGGCCAACGCUCCAUCCGUAGUUCGUGUUGAGACUGCUGGAAGAAAGUAGGAUACAUGGCCAACACUGAACCAACCCUUGGCGUGAGCAACGACGUGCCCAACCCCGAAUUGCCCUACCAGCCCUACAUGGACGUCAAACCGCCCCCGAAGGCAGGACUCUCCGAGGCCAACGGUGCACCGCUGACGGAACGCGAAGUCGAAGCCGUAGAGAAACGAGAGCGCGAAGAGCGUGAAUCGACGCCCGAACCCGAGAAUUUUGCCAUCGCCUUCCCGGAGAACCUGCCCACACCACCCUUCCUGCAUGUCGAGGGGGUCCCGAAUUUCAGGGACCUGGGCGGCUAUGCUUGUCAACCACCUUGUUCUACCGCCAGCACGGACACCGCCGACUCUGCAUCAUCCCAACAACCGGGGACAACAACAACCCAUGUACUACGUAAAGGCCUGCUGUAUCGCUGCGCGCAUCCGACGCACCUGACGGCGCAGGGGGCCGAGUACUUGACGCAGACACUGGGUGUGCAUGACAUGUACGAUCUCCGCUCGCAGCCCGAGAUCUCACGGCUCGCGGCAACGGUGGCUUCGAGCGGCAAGGCCAUCUACCCGCUCGCGGACCCGACGACAGGAUGUCUGGACCACGUCGAGGGCCUGACUCGGCACUUCACGCCCGUGUACCAGAGCGAAGACUACGGGCCCGUGGCGCUGGCGACCAAGUUGGCCUGGUACACGGCGGCGCACAGUCACGACGAGGACGCCGGCUUCGCGUACAGCGAGGGCUUCGUCAAGGCGUACCGGGACAUCGCGCUGCACGGCGCGCGCCCCGCGUACGAGAAGAUGUUUCGACAGUUGCUCGACCGGCCCGGCGAGCCGCUCGUGUUCCACUGCACGGCCGGCAAGGACCGGACGGGCGUGUUCGCCGCGCUGGUGGGGAAAUUGGUCGGCGUGCCCGAGGACAUGGUCUGUUGGGAGUACGCGCUCACCGAGCCCGGCCUGGGCGAGUGGAGGGCGCAAUUCAUCGAGAGGAUCUGCGCGUCCGGGUUGGGCAGUGGAGGUGGAGGGGGAGGGAAGCCAAGCCCAGGCCACCAGCGGACGACAAUCAGUCGCGAGGAGGCCGCGCGCAUCUGUGGGAGUCGCGCAGGGAAUAUGCGUGCUUUCUUGAAGGUCGUGCUUGAGAAGGAGCUCGGUGGUGUCGAGAGGUAUCUUGUGGAGCGCUGUGGGCUUACAAAGGACGAGGUGGCAAGACUGAGGGACUCGUUGAUUGUCAGGGUCGAUGAAGGCGAGGUCGUCAACCAGUGCGAGAUCAAGGGGUGGACCGCUGAGGGCGGAGUGCAAGAUUGAACUGAGCGAUAUUCACCACCACAAAGAAAAUCGCGGCGAGAACGAGAGGCGCUGGCACUGGCAUUUGCACUGGGAACGAACGUAUGAGUUGGCAUACCCUUCCUGCCAACCCUCGUGGUGGCUGGAUCUCUACAGGACCUUCUUCUCUGCAUAAGUGUCUAGACCUCAAUGCCACAAAGGGGCACAGGGCCGGGACUUGAGUUGGCGGACAAUAGAAAUAGACAGUUUCAAGGUUGAAUGAAGGUUUCCUAAACCUCGAUGUAGGCAAUAGAUUGACGGCAGAGGAUGUACCUAUUUGAGGUUGCCGUAUGAUGCCGUGUAUCUCGAGCAGGAUUUCACCAG
Molecule: messenger RNA, 1937 nt
Organism: Exophiala xenobiotica
Lineage: Eukaryota; Fungi; Ascomycota; Eurotiomycetes; Chaetothyriales; Herpotrichiellaceae
Exons: 1
Coding region: 318-1595 (425 amino acids)
Biological process (GO): dephosphorylation
Molecular function (GO): phosphoprotein phosphatase activity
Source: RefSeq, a predicted model, not a curated record